AUGGAGCGGCGUGUCCCCCUCCACGCGCUGCCCGAGGGGAUCCGGAAGAUGUCCCGGGAUGAGACAGUGUGCAAAUACUGUGGAGUCAGCUACUUGAUUCUUCAUGAGUUUAAGGUGAUGGAAGAAAAAGUAAAAGCAAUGGAAAAGGAGCUUAAAUUUUAUGAAGGAAGCAUAGAACGGGAAAAAGGACUUCAAGCAGAGUUGCAGUCUCUUUACCAAGACCUGGAACACUAUCGAGCUGACAGUGAAUCCAAAACAGAAAGAAUAAAAAACCUAACAGUGGAGCUGAAGAACAGGCAGGAUGAAUUAAAAAAUAUGAAAGAGGAUUUGCGGUAUUUUCAAGAGGAGAAGGAAGCUGCCUCCAAGCAAUCCCAAGUGCUCAGAAGUGAACUAGAUGGCAUUAAGGAAGUCAUCUCCAGUAAUCUAGAGAGCUGGGCUGCCCUGAAAGAAGAAAUUCUGCUACAAAUAAAAACAGUUAGCAAAGAAGCUUUGACAGAAAUACCCAAAUUGAAUCAAAGACUGGCAAAAUCCCAGCGUGAGAACGAGUGUCUCCAGGAGAAGGUGAAGCACCUGUCACUGGUGGCUGACACGGUGGAGCUGAAAACUCAGCAGCUUCAAACUUCUCUCCAGCAAGGGAAUGAGCUACAAAGCAGGUGCCGUGAGCUGCAGAAGGAAACGUUGGAUUUAACAAAUCAAGUUGAGACAAUUGGACUGAAGCUGCAGAAGGUAACAGCUGAGAUGGACCACUACAAGAAGCUGCUAAUGGUGAAAUCGGCGGAACUUGACGUCUGUCAAAAUGAGCUGAAAAAAAUGAAGUAUGACAAUGGAAUUUCUGAGUCAAGGCUUACGAAAGAGCUGAAGGAAAAGGAGGAAUCUCUUCAGAUUUGCCAACAAGUCUGCAAACAUUUACAGGAAGAAGUGGCUGAGAAAGAAAGGAAAGAAGAAGAUCUGAAAAGAAGAAUGGGGCGAUCAGAAAGUGAACUGGAAGCCCUUAAAGCUGUUCUCCAGCAGACUGAGGAGGAGGUGGUGGUGCUGAAGCAAGAAAGGGAGUUAAUGCUGAUUUCUCAUCAGAACAGAACGGAGCAGCUGCAGGAAACCUUAAGGCAGAAGAUGCGGGAUGAAGAUAGCUGGAGGGAGAAGAUGGAAAUUGACCUGGCUAAAGGUGAAGCACGACACAAAGAAGCGAUUCUGAAAGUCAAGGAGGAGGCCAGAGUGGAACUAGACAUGGAGAGACAAAAGCAGCAGGAACUAAUCACCAAGUAUCAGCGAGAUCAUGAAGAGCUCCAGAAGAAGAUACCAGGGUUAAUAUCCAGUGCCACCAACAGUCUAAGGAUGGAGGCAGAAAUGCUGGAAAAGAAGCUACAAGAUGCUCAGCUGAAGCUUGCAGAGAAAGAUGAAGAGAAGGAAAAAGAAAUUCAGAACCUUAAAAGACUAAUUACAGAGCUUGAAUUUCAGCUGACAAUGGAAAAGAACAAUAAUGAAUCAUUUCUGGAUAAUAUGAGGAAAGAAAUUAAACGCAAGUCAGAUGAACUGGAAAAAUUAACCCAGGAGAGGACACAGCUGAUUCACAAUUUGAGUCAAGUUCAAAAGGAGAACGGGCUCCUGCAGGAGACGGUGCGCAGGGAGUGCGAGGAGCGCUGCCAGCUGACCGCGGCCCUGGCCCGGGCGCGGGACCAAGUGCUGGAACUCAAGAAGCUGAGCGGAAACUUCCCCUUCUCCUCCUGCUCCCUGGCUCGGGGCAGCUUCACCUCCCCGGCCGCCCUGCUCACCCGGCCCAGGAGCCGCCCGAUCCCCGGCCGGGAGCUCCAUCUGCCCGGCCCGCUGGGGAUGCCAGGAGCGGGCAAGGUGGACACUGUCAAAGGAGUCACGGUGUGA
Molecule: messenger RNA, 1875 nt
Organism: Chaetura pelagica (chimney swift)
Lineage: Eukaryota; Metazoa; Chordata; Aves; Apodiformes; Apodidae
Gene: LEKR1
Product: leucine, glutamate and lysine rich 1
Exons: 13
Coding region: 1-1875 (624 amino acids)
Source: RefSeq, a predicted model, not a curated record